AUGAGUAAAGCUUUGCUUGCGUUCGUAUGGAUUGCAGGUCCUCUUACCGGUACGCUCGUGCAGCCAUAUAUCGGUAUCUGCAGUGACAAUUGCCGGGUAUCAUGGGGGAAACGAAAACCAUUCAUGAUCUUCGGCGGAAUGGCCACGGUUGUGGCUCUGCUGGCUCUCGCUUGGGUGCAAGAGAUUGUGGGCGGCUUUCUCGGAAUCUUUGGCGUUGACCCGGCCUCUUCGGGCACCCGGACGGUAGUCAUUAUCCUGGCGACUAUCUUGAUGUAUUGUCUGGAUUUUGCAAUCAACACAGUCCAAGCAGGCAUUCGAUGUUUCAUAGUUGAUAAUGCGCCCGCCCAUCAGCAGGAAUCGGCAAAUGCCUGGGCUUCGCGAGUCACUGGCGUGGGGAAUAUUUUCGGAUACAUAUUUGGAUAUAUUGAGCUACCGAAAUAUUUCCCCUUCUUCGGAGACACCCAGUUCAAAGUCCUGUGUGCACUGGCAUCGAUAUCACUUACCGUCACGCUGUUAAUCAGCUGUUCAUACAUCAAGGAGCGCGACCCACGACUAGACUCGCCGGCGUCGUCAGGAAACCCCGGGAUAGUCACUUUUUUCAGACAGGUUUUCAAGUCGAUCAAGCAUCUGCCGCCGCAGAUUGCCAAAGUCUGCGAAGUCCAACUGGCUGCAUGGGUUGGCUGGUUCCCCUUCCUCUUCUAUGCCACGACAUACAUUGGCCAGCUUUACGUGAACCCCAUUUUCGACGAGCACCCGGAUCUAUCUGAUCGGGAAAUCAAUGAUGCAUGGGAGACAGCCACCCGGAUCGGAACCUUUGCUCUCCUGGUUUACGCGAUCAUUUCAUUUGUUACUAACAUAGCGCUCCCUCUUUUCGUUGUUCCCACCUACGAUCCCGUUGUCCCAGCCAAAGAUCGCCCUGCAGAUGGCAGGUUGGACGAGGAACCCGUCCUGAAUGACAGAAGAAGGUCAUUUUCUAGCCUCCCAAGUGGAGAGCCACCGGUCGAUAGAGCGCAUGGCAAGCGAUUCGAUGCUGCCGAAGGACCGAAAUGGUUGUCCAAAUUGCAGAUCCCCGGGUUCACUCUCCGCCGAGCGUGGCUCCUGUCGCAUGUACUGUUCGCACUAUGCAUGCUCAGUACAUUCUUCGUGUAUAGCUACCAAGCCGCCACGGUGGUCAUUGGGUUGGUCGGAAUCUGCUGGGCCGUGACGCUUUGGGCACCCUUUGCCCUAAUCUCUGCGGAGGUGGCACGCAUCGAUGCGGAACGCCGGAUCAAGCGUCAACGGCUGGCGAUAGCUGACGGCGGCGAGCGGCAGUUUGCGAACGGCACUCAUACCCCAUUCGAUCGAGAGGGCCCUGGUGGUGAUGAUGAUGAUGAUUUGGAAACGGGCUCGACGUCAACUCCUCUGAAAGCAGAAGCGGAGGACGAGAAUCUGGCGCAGGCGGGGAUCAUCCUGGGGCUGCAUAACGUGGCGGUUUCUGCGCCUCAGAUCCUGUCGAGUCUGGUCUGCAGUGUGAUCUUCAAGAUGGCGCAGAAGCCCAGAGGGAGAGCGGCGGAAUCGGAGACAGACCCCGACGAAGAUGCUCCGGAAGCUGGUACCAAGGAGUUCUUUAGCUCCUGGGCGCUUUUCAUCCUGAUUAUGCUCCUGAUGUUUGCGCUCUUCACGAGUUACAUUCUCCAACAGAAGAAGAUCCAGGCAGUCCACGAAACCGUCCUGUCCAUUUUUGCGGGUAUGUUCGUCGGGUUGAUUAUCCGGCUGAGCCCCGAAUCGCCUAUCCAAGACAGUGUCACCUUUGACUACCAGUUUUUCUUCAACCUCCUUCUUCCGCCGAUUAUCUUGGCUUCGGGAUACGAAUUACACCAGGCGAAUUUCUUCCGGAACAUCGGCACCAUCUUGACUUUCGCAUUCGCGGGCACCUUCAUUUCCGCGAUCGUGCUAGGACUGGUUUUGUUUAUCUGGACGAGGAUUCCGCUAGAUGGGCUGAACAUUACCUUUGUCGAGGCGAUCUCUGUGGGCGCAACGCUGUCCGCUACCGACCCUGUCACCAUCCUCGCCAUCUUCAACCUCUACAAAGUCGAGCCGAAACUCUACACGGUGAUUUUUGGCGAGUCGAUUCUGAACGAUGCCAUCGCGAUUGUUCUGUUCGAGACGGCGCAGAAAUACGCGGAUAGCGAAGCUGGGUCGUUGUCCUUCCUCAACCUUUUUGAGGCCAUCGGCCUGUUCUUGUUGGUGUUCUUCGGCAGUAUGCUGGUAGGCAUGAUCGUAGGGAUCAUGACUGCGCUGGGCCUGAAGUAUACGCACGUCCGUCGGCAGCCUAAGAUCGAGAGUUGUUUGAUUGUCCUCAUUGCAUACGCCAGUUACUUCUUCUCCAAUGGCGUUUAUCUUUCCGGAAUCGUGUCUCUCCUGUUCUGCGGCAUUACGCUGAAGCAUUAUGCCUACUACAACAUGUCUCGCCGAACGCAGUUGACAACAAAGUAUCUUUUCCAGGUGAUGGCACAGUUGUCUGAGAACUUCAUCUUCAUCUAUCUUGGCCUGGACUUGCUGGUCCAACGAAACCUGCAGUUCAAACCCCUGUUCAUCAUGGUCACCGUUUUUGGAAUCUGCAUCGCCCGCUACCUGGCCGUUUUCCCGCUGUCCAAAGCCAUUAACUGGUUCAUCCGAUACCGGGCUCGGCGCCGUGGGAUGGAUGUCGCGGAUGAGCUGCCCUUCGCCUAUCAGGCCAUGCUCUUCUGGGCCGGGUUGCGGGGAGCUGUCGGCGUCGCGCUUGCUGCGGGCCUCAAGGGUGUCAAUGCGCCGGCCCUGCGCGCGACCGUCCUCGUCGUUGUCGUGCUGACCGUCAUCAUCUUUGGCGGCACGACCGCUCGAAUGCUGGAGAUUCUCGGGAUCCGCACGGGUGUGGUCGAAGAGUUGGAAUCGGACGAUGAAUUCGACAUCGAGGUGACAAACGGAGGCACGUAUUAUAAGCGCUCCGACACCGCUCUCGGAUACACGCCUCGUCGGAUGGAUUCCACAAUUCCCCUAGACGGGAUGCAGCGAGGAACCAUAGACCGGAACGACAGCUACUCGAGUGGUAACAAUCGCCGCCCAAGCCCUCCGGCGCCGUCCUCUUCCGGCCGGAGUCGCGGUCAUUCGCGACUCUACUCGAACGCGUACAGUCCCAAGGACACGCAGACGAGUCGGGACCGAUCCUCAACAGCCACGCUCCUUAAUAACGGCGGCGCCCCAAGCCACAGCGGCAGCAGCGCGGCCAGCGAGGAUGAAUUUGGUCUGAGAACCACUGGCAAAAGUCGCGUGCCGGACGCCGACCAGGUCGACGCCUUUGACCUGGACGUGGAUGAUGCCCCCUCGGAUGACGACCUCCCUCCAUCUGCACACGCAGCAUCUCGGCUACGUCGAUCUCCCUCCCAUCUGGGAGGCUCCCAAGCACCCCCUUCGGCCAGCGCGUCUCCCUCGAGACGAGAAGCGUCGGGAAUGAGCGCCAGAGAUGCCAUUCGCGAUCUUUUCUCCGGCGGAGCGUCCGGAGACCAUGCCGCCUGGUUUCGGCAGCUGGAUGAAGAUUAUAUCAAGCCCCGACUUCUGCUAGACCAGUCAAAUCAUAAGGGGCCCGGUGCCGUUUAG
This is a messenger RNA of Aspergillus steynii IBT 23096, 3615 nucleotides long. RefSeq names its product sodium/hydrogen exchanger 3. The coding region runs from base 1 to 3615 and encodes 1204 amino acids. The transcript is spliced from 6 exons. Gene Ontology annotation, biological process: vacuolar acidification; sodium ion transport; proton transmembrane transport. Lineage: Eukaryota; Fungi; Ascomycota; Eurotiomycetes; Eurotiales; Aspergillaceae. Gene Ontology annotation, molecular function: sodium:proton antiporter activity. Gene Ontology annotation, cellular component: fungal-type vacuole membrane; late endosome; early endosome. The record is from RefSeq and is a predicted model, not a curated record.